Molecule: messenger RNA, 471 nt
Organism: Saprolegnia parasitica CBS 223.65
Lineage: Eukaryota; Oomycota; Saprolegniomycetes; Saprolegniales; Saprolegniaceae
Exons: 1
Coding region: 1-471 (156 amino acids)
Source: RefSeq, a predicted model, not a curated record
AUGGCGCCGCCUAACUGUAAAAAGACCAAGAAGAAGGGCACGAUGGCAGAACUACCCGCCUUCAAGCAGGAGCACGCCCUGAAGUAUGGAUUGAAGCUCGUCUCGUCCACGGCCGAUGGCGAUCAGAGCGUGCAGUGCAUGUUCUGCGUUUACGAAGGACGUGACAAGGUCGAGAUCACUGCCGCAUCGACCCGCAAACGCAAGGAGCGCAACAGUGUUCAUCAUUUCAAGAAGCCGUUCAGAUCCCAGAACUACGUCAGUCAUCACAAGCAGCACCAGGCGUCUUGGGAAGUGUACCAGAGCUUGUCGAUCGAGGACAAGAUGGUCUACUUCAAGGGCAAGGUCAGCAACGAGGACACGCUGCAAAAAUUCUUCGAUUCCACGACCGACACAAUCGUGUACACGAUCAAGGCGAGCAUCGUCGAGAACGUCAUUGGCGAGCUCUUCUUUCCAUCCGACCUUGUCGAAUGA